Molecule: messenger RNA, 717 nt
Organism: Suillus paluster
Lineage: Eukaryota; Fungi; Basidiomycota; Agaricomycetes; Boletales; Suillaceae
Exons: 5
Coding region: 1-717 (238 amino acids)
Source: RefSeq, a predicted model, not a curated record
AUGGAAAUGUUUGUCUGCUACACAGAAAGGAGUUCCACACCUGAUCAUCUCAAAUGCAGCCACAUCUCUGGCACGUUCUAUGACACAUUGUUUUUGCUUGGACUUACACUUGUCACCCUCACUCUUGUCAUUCUUCCACCCAUGGUUAGGCCUUCAUGCUCCUACCUUCCACAUCUCCUCACUACACUUGUACCUUUUCAUCUCAUAUAUCAGCCACCAUGUUUCUUCUCUCAUCACUCAAACUUUCAAGCCGUUGGAAUUAUCAAGUCAUCAUCAUCUCCAAGAUAUUUUGUCUUUAAGAUGAAAGGAAACAACCAAGUAUGCUUUGAAUGUGAGGAAGUCAUUCAAGUCCCACAGGGCAGAAAAGUCAUGAUGAACCGUGGACAGCCCACCUGCAACAAUUGCAACCUUUGGAAUGUCAGGUAUGAGAAAGAACGUAUGGAGGUGGUUUGGGACAACCAUCCUAUCCUCAAGGCAAGUCCUAUUUUAUCUCUGAACUCCCCUCUUUUCAAUAUUAUUCACCAGUACUCUACAGGUUUCCCAAUCCCUCCCAAGGGCAGUAAAGUCACCUGCCUCCUCUGCCACAUUGAGGAGGAUGGGACCCAGGGUUGGAAGUUUGUGACCACCUGGGUGAAGCCAGAGACCGGCAAGGUCGUGUGGGAUGGUCGUGUCAUCUUCAAUUAUGUUGCGGAAUUCCCACCCCCCUCCAGGGGGUAA